Xiphophorus couchianus (Monterrey platyfish) is the source of this 2136-nucleotide messenger RNA. It is a transcript of the gene atic, whose product is annotated as 5-aminoimidazole-4-carboxamide ribonucleotide formyltransferase/IMP cyclohydrolase. The coding region runs from base 186 to 1961 and encodes 591 amino acids. Gene Ontology annotation, biological process: 'de novo' IMP biosynthetic process. Gene Ontology annotation, cellular component: cytosol. Gene Ontology annotation, molecular function: IMP cyclohydrolase activity; phosphoribosylaminoimidazolecarboxamide formyltransferase activity. NCBI's taxonomy places the organism in Eukaryota, Metazoa, Chordata, Actinopteri, Cyprinodontiformes, Poeciliidae. The record is from RefSeq and is a predicted model, not a curated record. The transcript is spliced from 15 exons.
UGGGUCUGGCCACAGAGGGGCGGUUCCCUGGAGUUUGGAAGCGCUCGAUGAAUCGGUGAAGAGCUUGAAAACUUCUCGUCUCUUGCUGGUUUUGCUCUUCAGCGCUGACUGAAAGUGAAACAGCCUCCGCAGAAAGAGCCAGCUGGUAUCCAGACAGAGCGUUUCCUGACGCCGCAGCAGUGAACAUGGCCUCCACGGAGCUCGCUCUUCUGAGUGUGUCAGAUAAAACUGGGCUGGUGGAUUUCGCCAAACGCCUGGUUAACGUGGGCCUGUCUCUCGUGGGCUCAGGAGGCACAGCCAAAGCCCUGCGCGAUGCCGGACUGGCUGUCAGGGAUGUGUCUCAGCUGACCGGACAUCCGGAGAUGCUGGGAGGCAGAGUGAAGACCCUGCACCCUGCUGUCCACGGAGGCAUCCUGGCCAGGAAAAGCGCCUCUGACUCUGCAGACAUGGAGAAACUGGGAUACAGCCUGGUCAGAGUGGUGGUUUGCAACCUCUACCCUUUUGUAAAGACAAUCUCAAGCCCAGAUGUGACUGUGGAGGGUGCCGUUGAGCAGAUUGACAUUGGCGGUGUAACUCUGCUGAGAGCAGCAGCUAAGAACCACGCUCGCGUCACCAUUGUGUGCGAUCCGGCUGACUAUUCGCUGGUUGCCAAGGAGAUGGAGAGUUCAGGAGACAAAGAUACGACCCUGGAAACCCGCAGGACUUUGGCCCUAAAAGCCUUCACACAUACAGCGCAGUAUGAUGAGGCCAUAUCUGACUACUUCCGUGGGCAGUACAGUCGCGGAGUGUCCCAGCUGCCCCUCCGUUACGGCAUGAACCCCCACCAAGCCCCGGCCCAGAUCUUCACGCUGCGCUCCGAGCUCCCGCUCAAGGUGGCAAAUGGCUCUCCGGGCUUCAUCAACCUCUGCGACGCUCUGAACGCCUGGCAGCUGGUCAGAGAGCUGAAGGCCGCCCUCGGCGUGGCUGCUGCCACGUCCUUCAAACACGUCAGCCCUGCCGGAGCUGCAGUAGGAGUUCCUCUGAGUGAGGAGGAAGCCAAAGUGUGCAUGGUCCAUGACAUGUUGAAGGAUCUCACCCCUCUGGCCACAGCGUACGCAAGAGCAAGAGGCUCAGACCGAAUGUCUUCUUUUGGGGAUUUUAUUGCUCUGUCGGAUGUUUGUGAUGUCCCUACAGCCAAGAUUAUAUCCAGAGAGGUGUCAGAUGGUAUCAUAGCUCCUGGUUAUGAGGAGGAGGCGCUCAAAAUUCUUUCGAAAAAGAAAAACGGCAACUACUGCGUGCUUCAGAUGGAUCCAGAAUAUGAGCCUGACAGCACCGAGGUGAGGGUGCUGUUUGGCCUCUACCUCAAGCAGAAGAGGAACGGCGCUCUGAUCAACAAGGAGUUCUUCAGGAAUGUUGUUUCCGAGGGUUCGCUGACUGAGGACGCCCUGCGUGACCUCACUGUGGCCACCAUCGCUGUCAAGUACACCCAGUCCAACUCGGUCUGCUACGCUAAAGCUGGACAGGUCAUUGGCAUCGGUGCCGGUCAGCAGUCUCGUAUCCACUGCAUGCGGCUGGCCGGUGACAAGGCGGACAACUGGUGGCUCAGACACCACCCUCGUGUUCUGAGCAUGAAGUUUCGCAGUGGUGUGAAGCGAGCCGAGAUGGCCAACGCCAUCGACCAGUUUGUCAGCGACACCGUUGGCGAGGGCCCAGACCUGGAUAUCUGGAAGUCCAUGUACGAUGAGGUACCGGAGUUUCUGUCGGCUACUGAAAAGAAGAACUGGAUCAGCUCCCUGCAGGCCGUCACUGUCAGCUCUGACGCCUUCUUUCCCUUCAGAGACAACAUAGAUCGAGCCAAACGGAGCGGUGUUGAGUACAUUGCAGCUCCUGCAGGCUCUGCUGCUGAUGAGGUUGUGAUUAAUGCCUGCAAUGAACUGGGGAUCACUCUGGUGCACACCAGCCUGCGACUCUUCCAUCACUAAGCAUUACCAACGUUUCUGAUACUGAGACAUUCCUACUGUUACCAUUGGAGAAGUGUAGAAAUCACUACUGAUUUGUUUUUGUAACAUUAGUUGCGCUCUAAUAUGGGGGAGCAAUAAAGUAGCUGUGAAUGUUGAAUGUAGGUCAUUGAAAUAAACUGCUGAGUAGUAUUGUUUU